CAAUGGGCGUCGAUGAAACUAUCAUAAGAUGACAAUAUUACAAAUAGAGAUUUGCAAUAAUUCAUAAAUUACUUAAAUGUUAAACUUCGUUUUUCUGCUGUACUCUCCUUAGUUAAACUGGCUACAUUAAUGCACAUAACAAACUUAACGUUACAUAACCACAAUUAUAUACGACCGUGCGUAUAACAAAAACAUUAAAGACCGUUCACAUGUAUUUAAUUAAUUAUAUAAUAUAUAUAUAAAGUUAUUUUAAUCGUAUAUUAUAAACGUAAUAUUCUAUGCGCAAUCAGUUCAUCAAUUCUACGAUACUUGUCAUAAUGCAAAUGAAUAAAACACACUGUAUAAAGAAAUGCCCUAUUUACGUCGCACUUAGGACAAGUUAGUUUCGACAGCCAUUUCAUAAAAAAAUUCUUUGUAACUGGAUUAACGGAUUUGUUCGAAUAGAGACUUGAAGAUAAAAAAUGAAAUAUAUUAAAUAUUUCCUUAUAUAAAGAAAGUUAAAUUAAAAGAAAUAAAAUAUAACCUUCAACAGCCAAAACCAAUAGUAUGAAAAAUGAAGUAUUUGGAUUAUCUUAUUUUAACCGUGAUACAAAUGAUGCAACUGUAUUAAUGAAGAGACUUUUUUUUAUGUCGUUUAAUCAAUCAUAAUAACAAAUUUUUUACUUAGGUUAUGUUUUAUUCUUUAUUUUCGUAACAAAGAUCUCUCAGACUGCUUAUUAGUUUGUUAUGUAAAAUAUUGUUUGCAGUAAUAUAUAUCCGAAUUUAAUGAAAAUAAUAAACGUGAAAUUAUCAAAAUGUUGUUAAAAAAAGUAAAUAAUUUACUACAAAUUUUUGGGUCUGGUCAGAAAGUAUGCAGUAGGUACCUAAAUUUUAUACCUGUAGUCGUAGAACAGAGUGGAAGAGGAGAACGUGCAUAUGAUAUUUACUCACGUCUCUUAAAAGAAAGGAUUAUUUGUUUAAUGGGCCCGAUCACAGAUAAUGUGUCGUCUGUAGUGAUAGCUCAACUCUUAUUUCUUCAAUCAGAAAAUAGUAAAAAUCCAAUUCAUAUGUAUAUUAAUUCGCCUGGUGGAAGUGUAACAGCUGGGCUUGGUAUUUAUGAUACUAUGCAAUAUGUUUUACCUCCUGUUGCAACAUGGUGUGUAGGGCAAGCAUGUUCAAUGGCAAGUUUAUUAUUAGCUGCAGGAACAAAGGGUAUGCGUCAUUCAUUGCCUAAUGCAAGAAUUAUGACACAUCAGCCAUCAGGAGGUGUGUCUGGCCAAGCUACUGAUAUACAAAUACAAGCUCUAGAAAUAUUGAAGCUUAAAAAGCAAAUCAACCAUUUAUAUGUCAAGCAUACAGGCUUAGACCUGGAAAAAAUAGAACGUUGUAUGGAAAGAGAUAAUUUCAUGAGUCCUACUGAGGCAAAGGAAUUUGGAAUUAUAGACAAGGUAUUAUCUCAUCCGAUGCAAGAAGAAGAAGCAGAAGCCGAAAGCACAAAAUUACCCUUGAAAGAAGCUGCCCUUGAAGUUACUAAUCAACCUUGAUAUUAGGGUUAAACAACACAUGCAAGCAAUACAUCACCAAGCAUUCUCCCUAUAUGUCGAACAUAUGUAAUACUAUGAUUAUGAGGCGGAAGGGGCAUAAGGUUGUAACGGAAGACAAGAUUUUGUAUCGAAAUAUAUCUAUAUACAAUUAAUAAUUAAUUUUGAUUUGAA
This is a messenger RNA of Bombus pyrosoma, 1694 nucleotides long. RefSeq names its product ATP-dependent Clp protease proteolytic subunit (gene ClpP). Gene Ontology annotation, cellular component: endopeptidase Clp complex. Lineage: Eukaryota; Metazoa; Arthropoda; Insecta; Hymenoptera; Apidae. Bases 795 to 1523 code for a protein of 242 amino acids. The transcript is spliced from 5 exons. Gene Ontology annotation, biological process: protein quality control for misfolded or incompletely synthesized proteins. The record is from RefSeq and is a predicted model, not a curated record. Gene Ontology annotation, molecular function: ATPase binding; serine-type endopeptidase activity; ATP-dependent peptidase activity.